UUUUCUUAAGGAACAAUUUUUUGUAUUCGAGCUCGAGCUCUUAAGUCUUAACAAGGCGAGCCGAACAAGCUCUUAACAAGCCGAGUUCGAGUUUGUUCGCGAGCAGCUCAGUUCGUUAAAUAGCCCUAAUCACAAAGUUACAAGGUACACCGCAUAACUAUAUUUUUCAUUAGUAUUCAAAUUGCUACGUUGUUAGAGUAAAAAUAAUGAUCCGAGUGAGAAAUAAUAUGCAGACCACAUUUUAAGGUGAAUUUAAGAAUCAAUUUAAAGUUGAUAUAAACAUAACAAGAUUUUGUUUUUGUUUUUUAAGGUUUAUAUACCACAAAAUAUCCUUAAUCUCGUUAAAUUCCCACCCAAUCAAUUUCAAUCUUCAAACGAAAUGGAAUAUAGAAAUUGCUAAAGCGACGACAAAAACCAGUCAUGGUCGAUCUUGAGUUGUUGAGAGUGCUGACAGCAUAUGAAAUGACAGCUAAACCAUAAAUUCAGGAAACAUAAGUCAAUUUAUUUUUGUUGAAAGAAACUAGUACACCGUAUGAGAAUAUAAAAAACAGAGACAGAAUACUAGAGACGAGAUAAGCCGGCUAAUUUUUUGUCAUAUAUGAAUCUCAAGGCUGGCUUGUUGUUUUCUUCACGAGAUUGGCUUCUUGUUUUCUUUAGGCAUCUUCUGUUAUUGCUGCUCUUCCGCGGUCAGCUUGCACUAAAAUUUCUGUUAUUAUACUCACUCCGUCCCACUUAUAUUUUUUACGUGUUUUUUUUUAUUACCUUCGUAUGUAUACAGUAAAAUACGUGUCAGUUCCUCUGUCCCGACGUAGCACAAAGUCGCGUAAGAUUGUUUAUUUAGAGCCCUCAUCUACUAGCUUAACUUCAGCUAGCUUUACUACUACACAUCUCCAAAUUCUUUCAAGUCCACUUCAAUUCGACGAGGGAACAAAAUGAGUUCAAGGGAUGCAGAAGAAACUCUGAUUGCUAACAAGCCUCACAUUAUGUUCGUUUCAUACCCGCUACAAGGCCAUAUGAAUCCGAUGAUACAAUUCUCAAAACGUCUGGUUUCCAAAGGCAUCAAAGUAACCAUAGUGACUACAACGGCCAUAGAAGCCUCCUCGCUUGCCAAAACCAGUUCCAUUAAUAUGGAGCACAUUUCAAUCGAUACACCUCCAUCAGACAGCGACACUCCAGACGUUAUCAAUGAAUUCCUAGUCCUUUUCAGGAUUGGCAUGACACGAAGCUUGCCCGGGGUCAUUGAGAAGCAGAAGGCCAAGGGGUGCCCUGUGAAGAUCUUGGUUUACGAUGCACUCAUGCCGUGGGCUGUAGGUAUUAGCCAGAAGCUAGGCGUACAAGGAGUUGCGUUUUGUACUCACUCAAGUGCCGUUUUUGCCAUAUAUUGCAAUGUUUAUUCCAAGACAUUGGAUAUUGAUUCUUUGGGAGAGUUUGAGAGGGUUGAAUUGCCUGCCUUGCCGCUAUUGGGGAUCAGAGAAUUGCCUUCUCUGGUGUAUGAUGUGGGCACUUAUCAAGGAUUGUCGAGACUCGUUGUGAGCCAGUUCGUGGAGAUAGGAAAAGCAGAGUGUGUGCUGUUCAAUACAUUUGACAAACUGGAACUCGAGCGUGCACGCGGGGAUAGGAAUACAAAAGAGAUCUUUAGGCACCAUUGGUUGCUCUUCUCGUGCAGAUAGGACAAAGUAUCAAUAUAAUAUUCACCCCUAUCAAUAUCAAGUUAGUUCCAUUUGACGUAUUGGAUGACAUAAACAUGAAGCUGUCCAUCGUGAAUUGCUUCUGAAAACCACAUGUUCUGGCUCUUUUCUGCAAGAAUACUUGCGUAUCCAGAUGGAUCUUUGGUUCAGUUUAUUUAGAAAAGGAAACAAAUUAGGCACAAAUGAUAACGAAGAAGCCUAAUUGCUAGCAAGCCAAACAUUAUGUCCUCAUGUUCUGUCAUCUUCUGCCAGAGUCCUAUAUAAGCAAAAUGCAUAUCACGAAAGAUCUUUAAUUACAAUCAUGAG
This is a messenger RNA of Daucus carota subsp. sativus, 1994 nucleotides long. Its product is annotated as UDP-glucosyltransferase 74AE2-like. The record is from RefSeq and is a predicted model, not a curated record. The transcript is spliced from 2 exons. NCBI's taxonomy places the organism in Eukaryota, Viridiplantae, Streptophyta, Magnoliopsida, Apiales, Apiaceae. Bases 933 to 1670 code for a protein of 245 amino acids. Gene Ontology annotation, molecular function: quercetin 7-O-glucosyltransferase activity; quercetin 3-O-glucosyltransferase activity.